Molecule: messenger RNA, 2272 nt
Organism: Pogona vitticeps (central bearded dragon)
Lineage: Eukaryota; Metazoa; Chordata; Lepidosauria; Squamata; Agamidae
Source: RefSeq, a predicted model, not a curated record
CCUGACCGCCCCUCGGCAGAAAAUCACCCCAGAAAUGGCCGAUUUCCUGCAAGCCCUGAGGAAGAAAGUGAAAGUCGGCGUCGUGGGCGGCUCCGAUUUCGAAAAGAUUCAAGAACAGCUCGGGGAAGAGGUGGUUGAAAACUAUGACUACGUUUUCCCAGAAAAUGGUCUAGUGGCAUACAAGGACGGGAAGCUCUUACAUAAACAGAGCAUUCAAGGCCAGAUGGGUGAAGAACUGCUCCAGGAUUUGAUCAACUACUGCCUCAGUUACAUCGCUAAAAUCAAGCUGCCCAGGAAACGGGGCACUUUUAUUGAAUUCCGGAACGGGAUGCUGAAUGUGUCCCCCGUCGGCCGAAACUGCAGCCGAGAAGAGCGGAUUGAAUUCUACGAGUUUGAUAAGAGGGAAGGGAUCCGAGAGACGUUUGUGGCCGACUUGCGGAGAGAUUUUGCCGGAAAGGGCCUCACUUUCUCCAUCGGAGGCCAGAUAAGUUUUGAUGUGUUCCCAGACGGCUGGGACAAGCGAUACUGCUUAGGGACCGUUUGCGAGGACGGCUUCAAGAAGAUCUAUUUCUUUGGAGAUAAGACCAUGCCGGGCGGGAACGACUAUGAAAUAUACACAGAUCCAAGGACCAUCGGUCACAGCGUGACAUCCCCCGAGCAGACUAGAAAGCUAUGCGAAGAGUUAUUCUUUUAACCACAAGGUGUACCGAAGUCCGAAAGCAAGCUGGACGGAUGCCAGACCAAUCACUGUAAAAAGGGUUUAGAGGUGGGGGGAAAACGGGGAAUUGUUUUUUUAAAAAAAGAGUUGGAUAAGAAUGUUAUCUGCACGACGUACGUGUCGCCGUCUGGGUCCCACGUCAACUUCUGUGGCUCUGUCGUUGGCAAUCCAAUUAGCCCUUCAAUGUCGGGGUUUGAUUUUUUUUUCUUGCUGCUGUUCGGCCUUGGGUCGCCCUGGCGUUCUCGGACAGCAACUCCCAGAAGCCUUCGCCCCCAGCUCUGCUGGCUGGGAUUUCUGGGAGUUGUGAUCCAAGAACAUCUGGGUGACGCAAAGUUGGGAACCUUAGAGCUCUCUAGCCAAGGAUGUGACGCCCCUCGCCAGACAACAGAUCCCAGAGUUCCAUGGGAAGGUGCCACGAGAGGUGAAGUGGGUCUAAGCUGCUAUAACUGGGUAGUGAGAGAUUUUGAGCCAUUGACUUAGCAUCCCCUCUCAUGUGGCCGUCGGCACCACGGACAGCACGCACUGCGUGGCUUUAUUAGGAGCCAUCCUUGGGAAGAGAAAUACUUUGUGCCCUUCACUUGACUCCCACCAAGACUGUUCCUUGAGCCAUAUUCUGGGAGUCACCCCAGGCUUCUUAGAUGUCUCUUCCAGAAGCAGCUGAUGUCUUGAUGUGUCGUCACGCCCGUCCGUUUCCAUGAGAUGCGCAGUUAGUUCAGAAAUUGUCUUGAGGGUCCUAAAUCCCCCUGUUGUCUCUCAGUCUCAAAUCCCAUCCUGGCAGGUGAGAAGCAGGGUCUGUUCCUCGUUCUGAAAAUAGAGCGAGUCUUGGGGACUUCUCUCCAUAAAAAGGGACAUUUGCACGGGCCUUUGGAUGGACACAGGGUACCCUUUCUCAGAUCCACUCCCACCCAGGUUUCCUUCAUCGCCCGAUCUGUUUUUGCUGGCCAGCUGGAGUGGCGGUCCCUGUCUGGUUUGUAAGCUUGGCCACGAAGCAGCCUCGUGCAUAGCAUCGCGACGGCGCGCUGAGCGUGAAGGUUUGUCUCGGAUUUUGCCACCCCGUUGGGUGGAACAUCCUAGGAGAGCAGGAACAGCAUAAAUAAGGUGGCCAUGCUCACCAGGUUGUUCAGGCACUUCUGCAUGGAACCUAUAAAGGUGUCCGUGGGUGGGAACCACAGGCGCUUAUGGGAGAUGUAGUCCCUGGAAUGGCAGGCUUAGCAGCAAAUCCCGAAUCCCAUCCAUCUGUGCUAAAAUCAGCUCCCCUUGCCGUAUUUUCCUCUCAACCUUUCUUUGCCCCCAACGACCGCUUUUUGGAACCACUGCUCUGAGCUAUGUCAGUUGGGUAGGUUUAUGAUCCGUUUAUCGCGCCACCGUCCGAAUCCUCGUAAGGAAGCCUUACAUUUUCUCUGGACCUCAGGAGGCGUUUGUUCCAGUGAGGCAACACUGGUGAAAUUGCUCCAUCUACAGUAGAAUUUCUGUCAGCUGCAAAGCUCGUACGCUGUUGGGUCGGGGCACGUGUAGACAAAUUACAUUUUAUGAGUAAAUUUUUGCUUUUCCAGA